Messenger RNA from Seriola aureovittata, 1677 nucleotides. RefSeq names its product 3-mercaptopyruvate sulfurtransferase-like. NCBI's taxonomy places the organism in Eukaryota, Metazoa, Chordata, Actinopteri, Carangiformes, Carangidae. Bases 129 to 1007 code for a protein of 292 amino acids. Gene Ontology annotation, biological process: transsulfuration. Gene Ontology annotation, molecular function: thiosulfate-cyanide sulfurtransferase activity. Gene Ontology annotation, cellular component: mitochondrion. The transcript is spliced from 2 exons. The record is from RefSeq and is a predicted model, not a curated record.
CUCCCUCUCUCCACCAUUAAUGCCCUUGCUCUCUCUACCGUUUCCAACCUUUGGCACAGGACUUGGUCUCUCUAGUUAAACUACAGUAGCGUAAACUUUGAGGUCUGCCUUUCUCUUCAGAAUCAGCCAUGUCGCUUCAAGCGAGGGCUCUGGUCACCUCUAAAUUGCUUGCAGAGGCCGUGAAGGUGCAGGGGAAAAUGCGCAUCUUGGACACCUCUUGGUAUUUGCCCAAACUGCGGCGCAACGCCAAGAGUGAGUUCAAAAAAAGACACAUACCAGGUGCUGCUUUCUUUGACAUAGGCCAGUGCUGUGAUAAAACCUCUCCCCUGGACCACAUGCUGCCAUCACAGAAGAUUUUCUCAGAUUAUGUUGGAAAUUUGGGAAUAAGCAGUGACACGCACGUGGUGGUGUACGACGCGAGCGAGUUCGGCGCGUUCUCAGCGCCCCGAGUGUGGUGGAUGUUCCGGGUGUUCGGGCACAGCGCGGUCACGCUGCUCAACGGGGGGCUCAGGAACUGGGAGCUGGAGGGUCGACCUGUGAGUGACAAGUACGUCAGACCAGCACCGACCGAGUUCAAGGCAUCGCUGAACCGCUCCUGGAUCAAGAGCUAUGAGGAUAUCCUGGAUAACCUGGACACCAAGAAGUUCCAGGUGGUCGAUGCUAGACCGGCAGGCAGGUUCAGAGGACUGGACCCUGAACCCAGAGACAACACGGAGCCCGGACACAUCCCCGGCUCCAUCAGCCUGCCCUUCCACUCCUUCCUGUCCCCAUCAGGUCACUUCCUGCCCAAGGAGCAACUCCAGGCUUUGUUCGCCCGGGCGGGUGUGGACCUCAGUCGCCCGCUUUGUGUCUCAUGCGGCUCGGCUGUGACUGCGUGUCACGUGGCGCUGGCGGCCCACGAGUGCGGGCACCCGGGGGUGUCGGUGUACGACGGCGGGUGGUCAGAGUGGUACACCCGCGCUGCCCCCGAGCACGUCAUAUCUGAAGGACGAGGGAAACAUUUGUGAUUGGCUGAGGAUUACAGGAAGUGUGUUUGAUUGAUUAAGACCGGAUGAGACUGGGACUGGUCGACAAGAGAAGAAGGAUGUUUGUUCUUAGCUUGUUGUUGUUGGGGAAAGUGUGUUAAGGUUUAAAGGAAUGGUUUGACAUUCUGGGGAAUACUUACUACUUAUUUUCUUUCUUGCCAUGGUUACAUUAGAAGAGUGAUAUCGCUGUCAUGCCUGUACGCUAAAUGUGAAGCUACAGCCAGCAGCUGGUUAGCUUAGCUUAGCACAAAGACUGGGAACAGGGGAAAACAGCUAGCCUGACUGUCCAAGAGCGAUAAAAUCCACCUACCAGGAUCUCUAAUUAGCGUGUUAUAUCUCGUUUAAACACGCUGCACACGCAGACAUAUGAAUGAUGUGUUGCAGUGGUUUGCUCUUGCUUGAUAUUUACGUCACAGAAAAGAGUGGUAGUGGUAUUUUCAUCUACUGUAAUUCUCCACAAGAAAACAAACUAGCUUCCGAUAUGUUCCCAAAAUGUCAAACUAUUCCUUUAACAUAAAAAAAGCAAUGCAUAAUCCAAACACAGAUCACUGAGGGACGUUUUUUUUCUUUCUUCCAAACACACAAUAGAUGACUCAGCAGAAGUGCAAGCAAUACGAGAACAAUAAACUUGACUUUUUAAUCAGUUCUGAAA